Molecule: messenger RNA, 1944 nt
Organism: Amborella trichopoda
Lineage: Eukaryota; Viridiplantae; Streptophyta; Magnoliopsida; Amborellales; Amborellaceae
Molecular function (GO): protein binding
Source: RefSeq, a predicted model, not a curated record
UAACUUCCUCGUAGGUUUGCUUUCGCUUUUUUAUUGAGCUUAGCUUAAUAUGUACUGGUAAAGAUUUGAAGGAAGAGGAGAUUGUCAUUUUCCCGUUCCUUCAAGGUGAAAUCGCUAGAGCACGAGUACCAAAAUUUUUUAAGGUAAUAGCUAUUUGGUUUUUUGUUUUUUUUUCAAAGAUAAUAGCUAUUUGCCUCCCUCUGCUCCUGGUUCCUUUGUCCUUCAUUUUGGUUCUCUCCUCGAGGCCCUCUAGAGAUCCUUUCUGCUCCCUGCUCUUCUUCAUUUUGGUUCUCUCCCUCUAGGCCCUCUAGGAUCUCUACUGCUCUGUCCCUCCCUGCUCACUUCGCUAUAAUCAUCAAUGGUUUAAGUCCAAUUCCUUUUCCUCCUUGCCAUUUCAACAUUAGCAGCUCUCUCUAUAACCCACCUGCCUCAAUACAUCACUUUCUACUUCGCUUGCAGUUCCUUCUAUAACCCAUUAUGAACCUAGCUGCCAUGAACCUAGUUGCAGGCACCUAUGAGCAGGUAGUAUGGGGCUUCAAGCUCAGACUCCACAAUGAAAACGAAACUGAGCAAGCGUUUCUCUCCCCCAUCUUCUCUCAUCAUGCCCACCUCUCUCCCAUCAAAGCUCUGAGUGUUUCAGGCCCUAUUGCUGCCUCCUCAGGUUCAGAUGAAACAGUUCGGGUAUUUGACAUAAACCAACGAGCAGAGAUUGGAGCCCUAAUCCAUGACAAUGGAGCCGCCUCUUGCCUGGCUUUCUAUGGCUUUACUCCUAAAAAUUCAUCCGUCAAUUUCCCUGUACAUCUUAUCACUGGUUCAGAGCAGGGUUCCAUCUCCAUUUUUGAUGUCGAAGCUCUGGUUCACUUGAAAUCGAUUCGAGCUCACAAAAAAGGUGUAAAUGACCUAACAAUCCACCCAACUGGUAGGGUUGGACUGUCCAUUGGUAGGGAUUUGCAGUUGUGUAUGACGAAUUUGAUAAAGGGGAGGAGGAGUUUCGGUUGUAAGUUGCAGAAAGAGGCGUCAUUGAUUAGGUAUGGGUUGGAUGGGAAGACCUUCUUUGUGGUGACUGAGAGGGUGAUUUCGAGCCAUGAUUCAGAGGAUGCGAGGUUGCUUUUGUCGAUGGAAAACUCGAAGAGGGUCAAUUGCAUUGCACCUGCUGAGAAUGGCCUCCUAUUUACCGGUGGAGAAGAUUGUAGUGUGAGAGCAUGGGAUCCAAUGACUGGGAAGGUUGCAUUUUCCUUUGAAAAUGCACAUUCGACUCGUCUAAAAGGCCUUGUUGUUUUUGGGGAAAGAUAUGACCAGGGUGAUGAUGCUCCAUACAUCAUCGCAUCUGCAUCGUCGGAUGGGUUCAUAAAGGUUUGGGACUUGAGGAUGGCUACAGAGAGGCCGACCCCAUUGGAGGAAGCUUCCAUCAAAUGUCGGCUAACUUGCUUUGGAGGAUCCUGUAUUAGAGCUUCGAGAAAAUCAUUGAAGAGUUGAAACUUUCUGGAGCGUACACUAUAACUUUGGGGAUUCUAUUAGAUGAUAGAUGGGGCCACACAAGAUGGACAUACGGCUUUUAGUACACCAAAAAUGAUUGAUUGAGGUAUUAUUCUGGAGUCUGAAAAUGGUGAGAGAUUCACAGCCUGUUGGUUACUUUGUUUUUUCAUGGGAUCAACUUUAUGUUGGAUUUGAAUAGUCAAGAUUGUAUAAAUAUUCGGAAGCCUAUCAAUUUUGAUGUGAAAUGCUUAUUGGACCAUUUCCUUAAAGGCUGAUAGUGUCAUUUUCUUUGGGCAUAUUAGCUUUUUGAACUUGCGCAUGAGACAAUUCUUCAGUUUUCUUUAUGCGCUCCUAUGCUUCUUUUGUUGGAGAGAGCUUAAUAUAUAUUUGGUUUUAGUGUUUAGUCAAGAAUGUGUAAAGCGGUGACGAAAAAUCAUCAAUCCAACCGAUCCUGAAUCGCUUGAGUAA